AUGGCCGACAUGGCUGCCGUCGACGACAAGCUUUCCCCUGGUCACGAUGACCUGCAACAGCCCGGCAACGGCGCUGAUGCCCGCGGUACCAAGCGCGGUCGCAUUAGUGCUGAGGACGACGACGAUGAUGAUGACAAGCCUGGUCGUGAGCGUCGCAAGAUCGAGAUCAAGUUCAUCCAGGACAAGUCGCGUCGCCACAUCACCUUCUCCAAGCGCAAGGCCGGUAUUAUGAAGAAGGCCUACGAGUUGUCUGUUCUCACCGGCACCCAGGUGCUCCUCCUUGUCGUCUCCGAGACCGGCCUGGUUUAUACCUUCACCACCCCCAAGCUGCAGCCUCUCGUCACCAAGGCUGAGGGCAAGAACCUGAUCCAGGCCUGCUUGAAUGCUCCCGACCCGACCACCAACGAGAAUGGCGUUGACGCCUCCGACGUUCCGCCCGAGGCCCCCGAGGACGUUGCCCAUAACAAUGUCAACGCUCCUCAGGCCAACAUGGCCCGCCCCGGCAUGCAUCCUGGCUACAUGACCAAUGAGCAGCAGCAACAGAUGGCCUACUACCAGAACCUGCAGCAGCAACAACAGCAGGCGGGUGGCCAGUACCCCGGCAUGCCCGUCGGCAACCGCAUGCCGCCGCAGCACCAGCCCACCGCAUAA
Penicillium waksmanii is the source of this 651-nucleotide messenger RNA. RefSeq names its product Transcription factor of morphogenesis MCM1. The coding region runs from base 1 to 651 and encodes 216 amino acids. NCBI's taxonomy places the organism in Eukaryota, Fungi, Ascomycota, Eurotiomycetes, Eurotiales, Aspergillaceae. Gene Ontology annotation, molecular function: RNA polymerase II cis-regulatory region sequence-specific DNA binding; DNA-binding transcription factor activity, RNA polymerase II-specific; protein dimerization activity. The transcript has 3 exons. Gene Ontology annotation, biological process: positive regulation of transcription by RNA polymerase II. The record is from RefSeq and is a predicted model, not a curated record.